AUGAAUCACGCUCUACCAAAAAAGAUGCGAACGACGUGUCAGUGCGACCGGCUCACCUGCCGCCUUGUUUCCCAGUUUGGUGAAGUAUCAAAACUGUUGAGGCCAGUCAUGCUAAAUAUGGCGAUGACUUUGAUUGCUUGGAUUUAUGUCUACAAAAUGAAGACUGACGAACGGCUUUCGGCGAUGUUUCUUAUGAGUGGAAAUAGUACCACCGGCAACAAGUACCAUGAUGGCAUUGAGGGUAGAACCCUCACGCGCGAACGCUGGGGUGAUACUAUGUUAUGCCGUAGAGGUAUCAGUAUACGAGUGCGCAUUGUUAACAGCGCUAAGAAACUGCUUGCACAUGAGAAAUCGCAUGGAGCAAUUUUGCAUCGGAAAUGCAGGAAAGAUUUUGUUGAAUAUCUAAAGAGACAUUUGAAUGGAGCAUGCAAAUGA
Messenger RNA from Strongylus vulgaris, 435 nucleotides. Lineage: Eukaryota; Metazoa; Nematoda; Chromadorea; Rhabditida; Strongylidae. The record is from the annotation of a GenBank genome assembly.